AUGAAGACUACGUGCUUCAUACUAAUUAAUUCUAAGUAGUUUUUUUUUUAUUAAGAUAAACAUAUAUUCUCUGAUUCUAUUAAUAAGUAUUAAAAAUAAUUUUUAUUUCUUAAGGCAGACCCUGAUGUAAUCAUUAUAAAUAAAAGUUUAGGCAGCAAGAAGAUUAAGAUGAAAUAACUUUAUCACAAUAACUUAAAAUCACAAGAAGAUUUGCAAAAUACUUGUUAAAAUAGGCGGGACAUUAUGAUAGAGUUAGAAAGGCAUAAAAGGAAUAUUAAAAUCUAGCCAAACGAAUAGGAGAUUUAACAACAAUAUUUUCAAAAUAUGAGAUUGAUGGGCUGAUUUAAUAUAAGGAUGAAUAGAAUGACUCAUUCACAAAAUUUAUGAAGGAUGCAGGACUAUACGAUCAUUAAAUUCUCUAAUUGUAUAUUACUUAUAAAUUUGGUGCUUUAAAAGGAGCAGCUUUUACAUUGGAUGAAUUCAUUUUGGGAAUGAUUCGUUUAAAGUAAAUGAAACUCUAUAAUUUUUAGGUGUAAUACUAUUAAGGAUUUAAAGAAUCUUUGUCCUGAAUUAUUAAAGAAAAUAUAAUAAGAAAAUAAAUACAAAAAAUUGUAUAGUUAUUACUUCAAAGUAAUAUCUUUGGGAAAGAAUGUGAUAAGAUUUUCUGAGGCAAUCAGUAAUUCCUAUUUAAAUAAUCGAUAGCUCUUUGGGAUUCAUUAUUGAAAGGUUAAUUUAAAGAAAUCAUUGAUUUUAUUUCAUUUUGCAAAGCCAAACCAGCAGACUUUUAAAAUCAAACCAAAGUUAGUUUUGAUCUAUGGUGUUAAGUGUGGAAAUUCUUUGAAACUAUAGGAAACGAUUAUCAGAAGUUUGAUGAGAACGGUAUUUAUUGAUUAUAGUCUUUAGAUGCCUGGCCCCUUCUUAUUUAUGAAUAUGUCCAAUNUACCAAAGCCAAUGGAUUUAAUUAAGGCUAUUUUCUAAGACCACACCGCUUUAAUUUUCAAUAGAGUUGUGAUUUAAUAUUUUGA
Molecule: messenger RNA, 1025 nt
Organism: Paramecium octaurelia
Lineage: Eukaryota; Ciliophora; Oligohymenophorea; Peniculida; Parameciidae
Source: the annotation of a GenBank genome assembly